This is a messenger RNA of Medicago truncatula (barrel medic), 1570 nucleotides long. RefSeq names its product 50S ribosomal protein L15. Gene Ontology annotation, molecular function: structural constituent of ribosome. Lineage: Eukaryota; Viridiplantae; Streptophyta; Magnoliopsida; Fabales; Fabaceae. The coding region runs from base 384 to 1349 and encodes 321 amino acids. Gene Ontology annotation, cellular component: mitochondrial large ribosomal subunit. The transcript is spliced from 7 exons. Gene Ontology annotation, biological process: translation. The record is from RefSeq and is a predicted model, not a curated record.
GUAUCCAAUCCAAGAACCAAGGGAUCAAUCUCACCGCCAUUUACGGGGUCCGUUCUAAGCCAGAGCAAAGCUAUAUGAACUUAGAGCUUCUUUUCUUACACUCAUAUUUUUCCUCUAACCUUAGGGUCACCGUCUCACACUCACUGCCUCUCACACUCGCCGUCGAACAAACCCACAACCGUCGUUCAGACCCAUAGCUGUGAAAGUUUGAAGGUGUGAAAUGGGUUGCAUGAAAAUGGGUUUUUGAAUCAUUAUAAGCAAAUGGGUUUUUGAGCCAUCGUCUGAAUUGGCUAUGCAGCAUGAGAGUUUGUGAAAUAAGGAGUUAAGUCUCGGGAGCUUGCAGUCAUAUCCAAAGAAACGUGAAAGAUUAGAGUUGAAGAAAGAUGCUAAGGAAAAGGCUUUCUGUUCUCUCGACUUCGAUCAUCAGAAGUUCGACUCACAACAAAUCCGUUCUCGGAUACCCGUCUAUCCAAUUUCAUCCCUUGCAGCUCCCUCACUCUCUCAACGUUCAUGCCACAUUUAAUCCCAAUGCUCACCCAGACUUUCAAGGUUUUAGAGCUUACAGUCUUCUGGCCUUGAAUGAUUUGAGAGAUAAUGUUCCCCGAAAACAGAAGACAAGGAAAGGUCGUGGUAUUGGAUCUGGAAAGGGAAAGACUGCUGGGAGGGGUCACAAAGGCCAGAGAGCCAGGAAAGGUUCAAAAUUGGGGUUCGAAGGAGGCCAAACCCCUCUUCGCCGUAGGAUGCCUAAACGUGGUUUCAAGAACCCAUUUAGCCUCACUUUUCAGCCAAUAGGUUUGGGAAAAAUUGCAACGUUUAUCAAUGCAGGCAAGAUAGAUUCUUCUGAAUUGAUCACAAUGAAAACACUCAAGGAUGCAGGGGUACUUGGGAAGCAAAUUAAAGAUGGAGUAAGAUUGAUGGGGCGUGGUUCUGAGAAGAUCCAAUGGCCAAUUCAUCUUGAGGUGACAAGGGUCACUGUCAGGGCCAAGGAAGCAGUUGAAGCGGCUGGUGGGUCCGUCAGAAAGGUGUAUUACAAUAAGUUAGGCUUUCGGGCACUGUUGAAGCCCGAGUGGUUUGAGAAGAAAGGAAGAUUGUUGCCUAAAGCAGCUAGACCUCCUCCAAAGCAAAAAGAUAAAGUUGAUAGCAUUGGACGGCUGCCUGCCCCGAAGAAGCCAAUUCCAUUUUUAGUUGAAGGAAGCAAUGAUCUUCCAUUAGGACAGCUGUUGCACCAUUGGACCAUUCAUAACUUGCACAACUAUAUGUUGUUCACCUUAGCACCAAUUGGCUGGAAUCAAGUAGUUAAUGAAUCUCAUUCAAUUCAGGUCAAAUUGGUCGGAAGUACUUGGGUUUGAUUUGUGACUGAAACCAUCUUUAGUUAGAUUUUAUCUACCUCACAGUUGAAUUUUAGGUUACCAAAGCUCAUUCCCACCGAGAAUUGGAGGAUUAAGUCCAUGAAAAAAUGUUCAGCUCCAAAGAAAUUUUUCCCGGAAUAUCAGUUUGAUGAAAACAAUUGAAGCAUAUCAACGUUGGACAACUGAUCAUUUAUGUGUGUGGUCAAGAGUUUAAUUUUUGA